AUGGAGGAACAAGGCCUAGCUGGAUCUAAUGAACGAGGAGAGAGACUGGAGGAGGUAGGAGGAAGCCACAUUCUUGUCCAAGAGGAGACCACCGUUGCAAAAUUUGUGACUAAACCAACUCCCCAGCCCAUCAAACAGGAAUUGGAAGAGGGAAUGCAACAAGGCUGGGACAUCCAGUGGUCAGAGUUCCUGAACGUCCCGCAAUCCCCUUAUUCAAAAUGGAAAAAUGUACCACCUCAGCCAGGGCCUAGUACUCCAGAAGUCCCAGUGUCCUCCAAAAAAGUAGCUGAGUUGUGCCACUGGCCUCGAAAAGACUAUGCCACCCAGACUGUGGCAGGUCCCUCGGACAAAACCCCCAAGGCCCACGAAAGUCCAGACUUUCCUAUGGAGGUGAAAGAAGAGGUUCCGGAUGAGGACGCCCUUCAGUUGGAGACACGGCGCCAACAGUUCCGGUGCUUCUGCUACCAGGAAGCCCAGGGUCCCCGAGAGACCUUCAGCCAGCUCUGGGAGCUUUGCCAUCGGUGGUUGAAGCCGGAGAAGCGCACAAAGGAGCAGAUCCUGGAGCUGCUGAUCCUGGAGCAGUUCCUGACCAUCCUGCCCCAGGAGAUCCAGAUCUGGGUCCAGGAGAGCUGUCCAGAGACCUGUUUGGAAGCUGUGGUGCUGGCGGAAGAUUUCUUAACCAGAAAGCCAGAGGCUAAGGGAAGCCAGAUACCAGGACCUUUGAAAGACUUAGCUGCUAAUUUGCCCAUGCUGGAACAAGUCCCGUCAGAUGCCAGGGUGAAGCUGCAGUUGGCUGCUGAUGCCAAGAAAGGAAGUGAUAGAGAGGCCAUCUUGUUGGGAGAUGAUCAGAUGAAGACAAAAGAAGAGGGAAAUCUUUGUCUCAAAAGAUCCAAGACAGUGGAACUUAAGGAGACAUCACUGGGAAGAGCUAAAGAAAACCCCUUCUCAUUUCAUGGGGCGGAAGAGGCAGCAUCUGAAAAUCAGCCAGAACGACAAGUCCUCCAAGAAAGUGAACCCCCGAAAGAAGCAGAAAGGGUCUUGCUUUCUGAAGAAAGCUCUGAAAGCAUUGUGAACAAAGAGAUACACCAGUGUAAGUCCAAAAAGACUUGCACAGAAUGCGGACACCUCUGUGACAUCUUCGACCUUCCUGCAAAUCAGAAAACACAAACAGAAGAUGAGUUUUACAUCUGCCCCCGUUGUGGGAAGACUUUCAAGAAUGGUGCGCCUCUUGCUUCACAGCAGGGGACUUUGGCUGCGGCUAAACCUUAUCCAUGCUCUGAGUGUGGCAAAAGCUUCGGUACAAAAGCUUCCCUUCUGAAGCACAAGGGGACCCACUCGGGGAAAAAACCCUACGUGUGCUCCGAGUGUGGAAAGUGCUUCACCACUAGCUCCAACCUGAUCUACCACAAUAUUGUCCACACGGGAGAGAAGCCACACAAGUGCUCUGACUGCGGCAAGAGCUUCCACUGGAAGUCGUCCCUGAUCACCCACGAAAGGACCCACACGGGGGAGAAGCCAUACGAAUGUCCCGAGUGUGGGAAGAGCUUUGGCAACAGCUCCCAGCUUCUACGGCAUAAAAGGGUGCACACAGGGGAGAAGCCGUACCAUUGCUCUGAGUGUGGGCGAAGCUUCAAUCAGAUCGCUUCUCUUAUUGCACACAAAAGAAUCCACACAGGAGAGAAACCCUAUGAAUGCUCUGAGUGUGGGAAGGGUUUUGGCACCAGAACGAACCUGAUGAUGCACAAAAGAGUACAUACGGGAGAGAGACCGUAUAAAUGCUCAUACUGUGGGCAGAGCUUCAGCCAGAGGACACAUCUUAUCAUCCAUGAGAGAACCCACACAGGAGAGAAGCCCUACACGUGUCCAGAGUGUGGGAAAAGCUUUAACGCAAAGGCUCCUCUCAUCACCCAUCGAAGGACCCACACGGGAGAGAACCUUUACCAGUGCUUCCAAUGUGGGAAAAGCUUCAGCACAAGCUCUAACCUCCUAAAUCACAACAUAAUCCACACAGGCGAGAAACCCCACAAGUGCUUGGACUGUGGAAAAUGCUUCAACCGGAAAUCUUCCCUCAUAACACAUCAGCGAACUCACACAGGGGAGAAGCCCUAUGCUUGCUUUGAGUGUGGGAAGCGUUUCAUUUCUAGUUCGGACCUCACAAAACAUAAAAAGGUCCACAGAGGAAAACGUGCAGUCAAUGCCGAAAGCUUUGUUCAUAGCCCAGCGCAUGCAGAGCCAGGAAGCUUACACCCCGGGGAGCAGCUAUCAUAA
Molecule: messenger RNA, 2268 nt
Organism: Sceloporus undulatus (fence lizard)
Lineage: Eukaryota; Metazoa; Chordata; Lepidosauria; Squamata; Phrynosomatidae
Product: zinc finger protein 436-like
Exons: 3
Coding region: 1-2268 (755 amino acids)
Source: RefSeq, a predicted model, not a curated record